Verticillium nonalfalfae is the source of this 1641-nucleotide messenger RNA. RefSeq lists its product as uncharacterized. Gene Ontology annotation, cellular component: small-subunit processome; Noc4p-Nop14p complex; nucleolus. The transcript is spliced from 3 exons. Lineage: Eukaryota; Fungi; Ascomycota; Sordariomycetes; Glomerellales; Plectosphaerellaceae. Bases 1 to 1641 code for a protein of 546 amino acids. The record is from RefSeq and is a predicted model, not a curated record. Gene Ontology annotation, biological process: ribosome biogenesis.
AUGCCUGCCAAAGCCUCAGCCGAUGUCCGGAAGCGCAAGAGGUCUUCAGAGGCCAAGGAACCCGCGCAAAAGCGUGCUCGUUCGGAGAGCGGCGACGAGAGCGAUGGAUCCAGUGAGACUGACCCUCAAGCUGAGAUUCUACUUAUGGAACAAGAGAUUCUCGAAUCGAAGAAGCACUACAACAACAUCUCAAAACUUCUCGACAUCGCCAAGGCCUACAAGACAGAUCCCGAUUCAGCUGCCCUCGCUUCUGUCGCACUUACCAGAGUUUUCGUGAGAUUGCUCGCCGCGGGGGCUCUCAUCAAGAAAAAGGGCCUGACAGAGAAAGAUGCCGUUGUUGUUGGCUGGCUCAGGGAACGCUACUUUGAGUACAAGGAUUCUCUGGCCGAGAUGAUCACAGAUGAGGAGCUGGGAUCGCCGGCCCUGACACUCGCUAUGCGAAUGCUGAAGUCUGAGGCCCAACACUUGUACGAGUCGGAUGAGUAUAACUUUCCCCAGGCCUUCCUGCAGCAAAUUAUCAAGGCGCUUCUCAACUCCAGCAGCGAUGACGCUCGCGGAGAUUUCGUGGACAAAUACUUGACGGAGUUCGACGAUGUUCGGUUUUUUGGGUUGAAGUCCAUCAAAAACAUCGUUGAGAAGCCAGAGGAGGGCGCUGGCAAGGACGAUCUCUUUGACGAUGCCUUUGAACUCCUGCAUGCCAUUGGCGACGUGCCUAAGAAGCUGGAAAACUACCACCUAGAGAAGCCCAGCAAGAAGGCGCAUCCCCUGAACUCCCUGCACCAGCAUCAGCGGCAAGGCCAGGAUGCCUGGCUAGCAGUCAUGAAGCUCGCAACGACCAAGGAUCAACGCAAGCGCAUCCUCGAGAUCAUGGCGACGGAUAUAGCGCCGUGGUUCACGAGGCCCGAAUUGCUGGCAGACUUCCUUACCGAUUCGUACAACACUGGUGGCUCCAUGUCGCUGUUGGCCUUGUCAGGUGUCUUCUUCCUCAUUCAGGAGAGGAACCUCGACUACCCAUCAUUCUACACAAAACUGUACUCUUUGUUGGAUCGCGACAUCUUGCACUCCAAGUACAGGGCAAGAUUCUUCCGCCUGAUGGACACCUUCCUGCGCUCGACGCAUCUACCUGCUGUACUCGUCGCAAGCUUCAUCAAACGUCUCGCACGCCUGUCUCUCAGCGCCCCGCCCGCAGCUAUCGUCUUCAUUGUGCCCUGGACCUACAACAUCAUGAAGCGCCACCCGCUUUGCACGUUCAUGAUGCACCGGGUACUGCGCGAUGACGAGGCGAAGAAGGCCAUGGAGGAUGAAGGCUAUGCCGACCCCUUCCUGCCAGACGAGGCGGAUCCGAUGGAGACACACGCCAUUGACAGCUGCCUGUGGGAGUUUGUACAACUGCAGUCGCACUACCACCCCAACGUGGCAACAAUCACGAAGAUCAUCUCGGAACAGUUUACCAAGCAGUCUUACAACAUUGAAGAUUUCCUGGACCAUUCCUUUAGCAGUCUUCUGGAGGCUGAGAUGAGCAAGACCGUGAAGAAGCCGCCUGUUGUUGAGUUUCAGAUUCCCAAGAGAAUUCUCCUUCCGAAUGACGCCGAAUCUGGCAUUGAGGAUAGUCUGGUGGCUAAGCUGUGGGAAUUUCCGUGA